AUGGGCGCAUCACUUGAAGCAGUAUUUAUCGGAGCCAAUAAGCAGGCCAACUCGCUGGACUAUAAUGCAGAACUCGAAGUGACUGCAUUUGGGGCCUCUAGCACGGUUGCACUCUGGAAACCCUUUUCUUCGCAGGGUGUGUAUUCUACAUUGAAAGCUCAUAGCAAAGAAGUUACCGGAGUAAAAUUCGUUCCAGGUUCCAGAUUUUUGGUAAGUUGCUCAGAAGAUGGGCACGUAGUGGUAUGGAGUGUAAAUGAUGACAAAAGGACAUUCACCGAGUUUCAACAGCUAGUGUUGCAUGAAGGUUCAGUUACUGCUGUCGGAACUGCUCCAGGAAUUAUUGCAACCGGGGGUGUAGAUGGUAAAGUUGCUAUAUGGACAUUGCAGGAAGAUAAGUGGACCCUCAAGACAAGUUUUGUAGUUAAAACAGGGUUCUACCCAACAUGUUUGGCUUUGGAAAACGUCUAUGGUGAAUACUUGCUCGCUGUAGGUGGUACCACCAAAGACGUCUAUAUAUACUCAACCGAACAUGAAUUGACGGGCGCAUUGGUUACUUUAAGAGGGCACGAAGAUUGGAUGAAAUGUUUAGCUUGGACUAAAGAUGAGAGUGGUUAUCUCUUAGCAUCUGGAUCUCAAGACAGAUACAUCAGAUUAUGGAGAAUCAGAAAGGAGGUUCCCAAGUCCGAAGAGGACGCAAACAAUUUGGUGCUAUUGGCAAACAAGAAGGAAGUUGUCAAGUUGUCCCCAAGUUCCUCGACAACCAUUGAAGUGUUCUUCGAAGCCCUUAUUAUGGGACACGACGACUGGGUCACUGGCUUGGUUUGGAAUUCAGACCAAAAACAUCUUCUUUCUUGUAGUGCUGACACAGGAUUAAUGAUCUGGGAAAUGGAUACAUUAUCCGGAAUUUGGGUUUGUGUGUCCAGAUUAGGUGAAAUGUCUAUCAAGGGUGCCUCCACUGCAACUGGUUCCUCGGGGGGAUUUUGGUCAUGUCAGUGGAUACAGCAGGGGGACCUGGAAUACAUUUUGGCUAAUGGUAAAACUGGUUCUUACAGAGUUUAUGAAAGAAAACAGGAUGAAACCUCUUGGCAAACUAAAUUGGGGAUAACUGGUCCUACCAAGGAAGUUACAGAUUUGAUAUGGUCACCAAAUAAGAAGUUCUUCUACACAACCUCAUUAGAUCAAACAACAAGACUUUUUGCUUUCUCCAAGGAGAUGGAUAGUUGGAGAGAAUUCGCUAGACCACAAAUACAUGGUUAUGACAUGAUAUGUAUCGAUAAUAUAGACGAUACCAAGUUUGUUUCUGGAGGAGAUGAAAAGAUAUUAAGAGUUUUCGAGAUGACCAACAAUACAGCAGAGUUAUUAGGAGCCAACAAUGUCGACGUGGUGAAGGUACAUGAGCUUCCUGUGAUAGCGAGCUUACCGGUAUUAGGGCUUUCGAACAAGGCAGAUAAUGAAGCCACCGUAAAAGAAGGUAUAGUAGGCGAAAUGAAUGAAGAGAAGGACGACGACGAAAACGACAAGGAAGACGAAAGCAAAGCAGAUGCCGCUGCCCUCGACGAUGAUAAAAUCGAGGUUCCCAUGGAAGAUCAGCUUCAGAGAACUACUUUAUUUCCAGAAAUUGAAAAGCUUUAUGGUCAUGGGUAUGAACUUACCUGUUGCACUACAACAUCUGGAUAUAUUGCAUCUGCUUGUAGAUCGAACAGUGCAAGACAUGCAGUUAUUAGAGUUUUCGAUACUAAAGAUUACCAGAUGUGCCACGUUCUUGAGGGCCACAACUUGACUAUUACCAGCAUGGAAUUUUCACCAAACGGGAAAUAUCUCGUAGCUGUUUCAAGAGAUAGACAAUUGAGUUUGUGGGAUGUUGAUGCAGGCUUUAAGCUUAUUGAAAUUAAGCAAGGUCACAGCAGAAUUAUCUGGGAUUGCUGCUGGUUAGGAAACAGACAUUUCGUCACAGGUUCUAGAGAUAAGCUGAUCAAGUUGUGGAAAGUUGCCGAUGGCGGAGAACAAUUUGAAUUGCUUGCAACUCAAAAAUUUGAGCUGCCUGUAAGCUCCGUUGCAAGCACCCCCGAAGGGGAUGGAAAGAAGUACUAUGUUGCAAUUGGAAUGGAAAAUGGAAUACAAAUUGUUUCAGUAGAUAUAGAAGCUGGAACAUUGAUUGAAUCUAUUAAAUUCGACAAUACUAUAACUCCAUCAGGAAGAAUUUCUAAAUUGGCAUGGGGAGAUGAGAUAGACAGUGGAAAAAGAGUAUUGAGUGUUGGAAGUAACGAUUCGUCUGUAAGAGUAUAUAAUAUAACGAUCUAG
Molecule: messenger RNA, 2301 nt
Organism: Dujonia railenensis
Lineage: Eukaryota; Fungi; Ascomycota; Pichiomycetes; Serinales; Debaryomycetaceae
Source: the annotation of a GenBank genome assembly